UGCCUCCUGGUCCCCAUGCCAGCAGGCGUGGCAGGUUUCCGUCUGGAGCUGAGGGCAGGGGCUGGCAGUCUGGCCGCUGCUUCUGUGCUCGGCGCCCAGCCAUCUACCCACACUUCCUGUCUGCAGGGUCCUGGGUUCCUUCUGAGCCAGGGCUUCCGCGUUUGCCGGGACUCCGCCCCAGAUGGGCCUUCAGGGCCCUGGCUCCUUGGCUCUCCUCUUGGUGCCCCAGGCUGGGUGGACCUCGGCGGCUCCUUCCGGCUCAGCCAGUCCUCCCCGCCACGCCCACCCCUUGGGCUUCCCCGCGGACCACGUGCUGGUCUGGUUGGGUGUGUGGCCACAAACCAAGGACGGGUCUCCAGGCACAGACUGCCGCUCGAGAGAGUGUGUGUGUGUGGGCAGCUUCUGACGAGCUCAUCGACGCAGGAUGGGAAACCACGCGGGAAAGCGGGAGUUGAGCGCGGAGAAGGGCGACAAGGGGAGGCAGAUGUGGAGCAGAACAAUGGGACCCCCUCUCAGGACACAGCGGUGACAGACUCCAAGCGCACAGCGGACCCAAAGAAUGCCUGGCAGGACGCCAACCCAGCUGACCCCGGGGGCCGCCCCCACUUGAUCCGCCUCUUUUCCCGAGAUGCUCCGGGCCGAGAGGACAACACCUUCAAAGACAGGCCCUCGGAGUCAGACGAGCUCCAGACCAUCCAAGAGGACAGUGCAGCUACUCCCGAGGGCCUGGAUGUGAUGGCGUCACAGAAAAGACCCUCCCAGAGGCACGGAUCCAAGUACCUGGCGUCAGCGAGUGCCAUGGACCACGCCAGGCACGCCUUCCUCCCGAGGCACAGGGACACGGGCAUCCUCGACUCCCUCGGGCGCUUCUUUGGCGGUGACAGGGGUGUGCCCAAGCGGGGCUCAGGCAAGGAUGGACAUCACGCAGCGAGAACUGCCCACUACGGCUCCCUGCCUCAGAAGCCGCAGCACGGCCGGCCCCAAGAUGAGAACCCCGUAGUGCACUUCUUCAAGAACAUUGUGACACCACGCACACCUCCUCCGUCGCAAGGAAAGGGGCGAGGACUGUCUCUCAGCAGAUUUAGCUGGGGAGGUGAGGGUCAGAAGCCAGGAUUUGGCUACGGACGCCGAGCCCCAGCUCACAAGGGGCUCAAGGGGGCCCAUGACGCCCAGGGCACGCUCUCCAAAAUCUUCAAGCUGGGAGGAAGAGACAGUCGCUCCGGAUCCCCCAUGGCGAGACGCUGAAGCCCUCCCCUGGGGUCCCCGAAUCCUGUCCUCAGCUUCUUAAUACAACUGCCUUACGAAUUUAAUACCGUCCACAUCCGUUCCCCACGUGUAGCCGACACCCCCUGCCUAACGCCCGUUGAGCUGCGCACACGGUGGGCCAGGCGCGCCGCGCCCUGCGGUUCUGGCCAUCGGCCGAGCAGAGAGGAGACAGACAGACGGUCAGCGGGGACUUUGUGUCCGAAGAGAGCGCGUGCCCGGAGCCCCCUCCGCCCGGCGUGGCCCAGAGGCCGGCGGCCCAGGGGCAGGGACGCGCCCCCGAGCUCACCCUCCUCCCUCGGACCGGCUUUGCUGACUCCGCUUCCCCAGGCUUCCUAGGUGCUGCCGUGCGACACCGCUGUGGACACAGGGACGCGUGCGGGGCGGUGAGGACUGCUGAUCCGAGCUUCCUUUGUUUCCUUUGGUUUCUCUCCCCGCCCCGGCUCACCUCCUAACACACACUCACUUUCCCUCCAGGAUGAGCAGUCGGACGGCACAGGGGGCUUUCAGUACGUGCAGCGCGGGCGGGCAGCUGGGAGAGUCCCAUGGGGUGGGCGCGGAGGGCGCCUGCAGGCGGCGGCUGCCCACCACCCCCGGUUGGCGGGUCUCAGGCACGGUUGCGAGGGGACAAGGAGGCGGAGCUGGGCUGGGCCUCGGCCCCAACGGGAAACAGGAUCUUCUUGGAAAUUAGGUGAUGGCACGGCAGGAGCCAGAGCGGCUUCUACGAACAGCCUGUUUCCCCCCCCAGAGCCCAGCAGGAGGGUCCAGGGAGACGCUCGUCUCAGAGUGGGACUGGAGAAGUUUUCUGGGUGGCCUGGCGGCGUCACCCUGGUCACGUGGGAGGUGACCGGCGGUGCUCCUCACGGCAGUGUGCAUGGCAGAUACUAACCUCGUGGACAGAUGACCUCCGUCAGCCGGCAUCCCGACUCGGACGCGCAUGGCCACGGGCUUCGGAGGGCCCGCGUCCCGAGUGGCGGGGCCGGACGUCGUGGGGGCCGGGCCUGGCUGGCCCUGCGAGCGGAGACGGGGCUCCUCUAAAUCGUGUCUUGUCUAACUCGAGCUCACCUUUUCUGUGCCCCCUCGUAACACACUGACCCACCGUUUGAUUUUAGCUGCGUCUUAGAGGCCUUCCAAGGAGCCACACCGGCGUCAUCCACCCUUAGAACGAAGAUGAGGAGUAGUCAACGCACCAACGUAACCCUGUCCUAAUUCCGAUGCCCGGUGUGGGUGUAAUGUAAUGUCUAUUAACCCAUAGCCUCCAUGAUGAGAGGGUUACGGGGGAACAAGGAACAAAGUUUCAGAAACAAAACCUCCACAUUUCCUGACACACACGCACACACACGCACACACACACACGCUCUACGUCUUCGAGCCGGCAGUCGGCCGAGGGAUCUUCGUGCGCGGCCGCCCCAGACAGCAAGCACGGGGAUGGUGGGGGCCUCGUGGAAACUACACGCCGUCAGUCGAUAUCGAAUAAAAUAAUAAACUUUUAAUGAUA
Mustela erminea (ermine) is the source of this 2761-nucleotide messenger RNA. It is a transcript of the gene MBP, whose product is annotated as myelin basic protein. The record is from RefSeq and is a predicted model, not a curated record. Gene Ontology annotation, molecular function: structural constituent of myelin sheath. Gene Ontology annotation, cellular component: cell periphery; compact myelin; internode region of axon. NCBI's taxonomy places the organism in Eukaryota, Metazoa, Chordata, Mammalia, Carnivora, Mustelidae. The transcript has 8 exons. Gene Ontology annotation, biological process: myelination. Bases 16 to 1245 code for a protein of 409 amino acids.